GUGCUCGAAAUUACAUUCCCAAGUAAGAAUCGCUUCCACGUCACUCUGGCCUCUCUCUGUUUUUAUGGCUUUCCCACGAAAAUACCAACGCUCAUUUACUCCCUUAAAAUAGAUUCUCCGUCCCUCUAUUAAUUCAUCCUUUCUUUCUCUCAUUAAAAGAUCGCCUGGGAAAUCCUUUUUUCGCAACCCACAAAAAAAAACAGGGAAAAUGCCGGAAAAUCCGGCCAUGACCUUCGAUGAGGUCUCCAUGGAGAGAAGCAAGAGCUUCAUUAAUGCCUUGCAGGAACUGAAGAACUUGAGGCCUCAGCUUUACUCUGCUGCAGAGUAUUGUGAAAAGUCUUAUCUUCAUAGUGAGCAGAAACAGAUGGUACUGGAUAACCUGAAAGAUUAUGCAGUAAGAGCUCUCGUUAAUGCUGUUGAUCAUCUUGGCACUGUUGCUUAUAAAUUAAAUGACUUGUUUGAGCAAGAAGUAUCAGAUGUCUCUACUGUGGGGCUAAAGAUUUCAUGUCUCAAUCAGCAACUUCUUACUUGCCAAACUUACAUGGAUAAAGAAGGUCUCAGGCAGCAGAAACUGGUGACAAUCAUCCCAAGGCACCACAAGCAUUACAUUUUACCAAAUUCUGUCAACAAAAAGGUGCAGUUUAAUCCGCAGCCACUGACUGACUUCAGGCAAAAGCACAUACAAGCAAAACUACGCCCUCAUUCUUCAGAAACUCCUACAUCAAAAACCCUUUCCUGGCAUUUAGCCUCAGAAACAAAGUCUACCUCGAAUGGCACCCUGCAGGCAUCUCAAGGCAAGGGAGACCAUGGAGCUUCUGGACCAACUUCUGAAGUCUUCCAUCUGCUGGAAUCUGGUGAGGCUAUUUCAUCCACACCUGCAUUAAAUCAUCGUCAUCCAGCUAGUGGAGGUCCUGCGUCCAGUGCAAUUCUGCGUACAAUGGGCGCCACACGGAUGGUAAUGUCAACUAAAACGACUCAGGACUCAUCAGAGGGCACCAAGGCAUUGCUGGCCUUCAGAUCCUUUGACACUCCUGGUCGGCGUGAGGUCUCCCGUCCGCCUGUUCGCAGCAAGAGCAUGUUGUCGGCUUUCUUUGCCAAAAACAAAUCAGCAAAGCUGAAGAGCUCUAUCUCAUGAUCAGUUCCUUUUUGAAGCAAGUGAAAUGCUUGCCGAUAGAAUUUAUUUGCCUGGGUAAUCUUUUCUUAAUAUCGGCCUUGUAUUCUCUAAUUGUACGGGCUUACAUUGUCCAUUCCUUUUCCAAUCUCUGUAUUCCUGCUAACCGUUUUAGAAGCUCUCUCUCUCUCUCUCUCUCUCUCUAAUUGUAUUAUUUAGUUACCAUGUAGUGUAAAUUUUCUUCAUUCUAAUGGAGAUUUGGGUUGCCAUUGGAGGUA
Magnolia sinica is the source of this 1389-nucleotide messenger RNA. RefSeq names its product protein ABIL1-like. The transcript has 9 exons. The record is from RefSeq and is a predicted model, not a curated record. NCBI's taxonomy places the organism in Eukaryota, Viridiplantae, Streptophyta, Magnoliopsida, Magnoliales, Magnoliaceae. Bases 209 to 1135 code for a protein of 308 amino acids.